This is a messenger RNA of Loxodonta africana (African savanna elephant), 1901 nucleotides long. RefSeq names its product ATP synthase mitochondrial F1 complex assembly factor 1 (gene ATPAF1). NCBI's taxonomy places the organism in Eukaryota, Metazoa, Chordata, Mammalia, Proboscidea, Elephantidae. The coding region runs from base 1 to 1038 and encodes 345 amino acids. Gene Ontology annotation, cellular component: mitochondrion. Gene Ontology annotation, biological process: mitochondrial proton-transporting ATP synthase complex assembly. The record is from RefSeq and is a predicted model, not a curated record. The transcript has 9 exons.
AUGGAGCGAGCGCGCGGGCCGCAGGGUGAGACCGGCGCGCCCGCGGAGGAGGGGGCGGUCAUGGCGGCUCUGCCGGCGGCGGCUGGGGGCGCGGGCCCGGCCGUCCUGCAGGUGGCCGGCCUCUACCGGGGUCUGUGUACCGUGCGCAGCCGCGCCCUGGGCCUGGGCCUCGUUUCACCCACGCAGUUGCGCGUAUUCUCCGUGCGCCGCGGCUCGGGCCGGCCUGCGGGGGGCGCGGACGGCAACCGGGUGGAAGCCGAGCUGGAAGCCAACCCCUUCUACGACCGCUACCGCGACAAGAUCCAGCAGCUGCGCAGGUCUGACCCCGCUGCUUUUGAGUCUCGCCUGGAGAAGCGCGGUGAGCUUCAGAAGCAGCCAGUGGGGCACUCCAGGCAAGGUGACUUUAUCAAAUGUGUGGAGCAAAAGACAGACACCUUGGGGAAACAGCCUAUGAGCAGAGGAUUCACUAAGGACAAGACUCUCAGUUCAAUCUUUAACAUUGAGAUGGUGAAAGACAAGACUGCAGAAGAAAUAAAGCAGAUUUGGCAGCAGUAUUUUGCAGCAAAAGAUACAAUCUACGCGGUUAUUCCUGAAGAAAAGUUUGAUUUGAUCUGGAACCGGGCUCAGUCCUGUCCAACAUUUCUGUGUGCGCUACCAAGAAGGGAAGGUUAUGAGUUCUUUGUAGGACAAUGGACAGGUACUGAACUCCACUUCACUGCACUUAUAAAUAUUCAGACCCGAGGGGAAGCUGCAGCCAGCCAGCUGAUUUUAUACCACUACCUUGAACUUAAGGAACAAAAGGGAAUAGUGUUGAUGACAGCAGAAAUGGACUCCACAUUUCUGAAUGUUGCUGAGGCACAGUGCAUUGCCAACCAAGUUCAGCUCUUCUAUGCCACUGAUCGGAAAGAGACCUAUGGGUUAGUGGAGACCUUUAACCUCAGACCAAAUGAGUUCAAAUACAUGUCUGUCAUUGCGGAACUGGAGCAAAGUGGACUUGGAGCAGAACUGAAAUGUGCCCAGAACCAGGAUAAGACUUAAAGCUAUAAAAGUUGGCUCCACUCAGGGUCUGCUCAGCCCUGGAUAAUGUAGAGCCCACCCACUUGAACUACAGAGAACUCAGCUUAUAACCGUGAGCAAUCUGUAAUGAGCUGUCCUGUGUGCUUAUUGCAAGAAAUGAUUAUGGAGGCGAGCCCUACUGCUUGAUAUUCAGGUACAAAGGUACCCAAACAUUCUGAUAAUUAAUUCCCAGCAUACUUGAGGUUUCCUUUUAAGAGACUGAGGUCAUAACAAGAGAUAACCAAGGAUCCAGAGGAAGGUUUACCUGAUUUUACACGGUAGAACAGUACAGUUGUAUUCUGGCCGUUUCAGACCUUACAGCUCUGGCAUGAUCAGUUCUUCCUCUUUAUAAACUUGUGACAAGAUAAUGAGCUUAGAGGCCUGCUAUGUUUAGAUGUGGCCUUUACAUACUCUUCCCAUGCACUAGACACAACCUGGAUAUCCUUGUUUAGAUUCUAGAAUAACCAGAUAUUGCCAUCAGAAUAAAGAUUUCAUCCAGAUGCCCCCCAGAGCUGCCUUUAGAGUAGCUGGUGUGGAAUAUCAGCAGAUUUCAGGUAUGAUUAGAUACACAGGUACAGGUACAGUGCCUGCGUGUUAUUAAGCCAUGUCAAGUGGUACUUGUUCCUCUAACUCUGCCUGUUAGAAGCUGUGUAUUUGAAGGGGAUAUAUCAGUGUAGUAUAAAUAAAUCAACACUUUUGUAAGGGGAAGAUUAAUCCAGAUUUGCAUGAUUUUUUUUUAAAUAAUUCUAAGCAAUGCCAUUAUUAUAUGAAAAAGUGGGUAGAAGCAAAUGUUCCCAGAUUGGGCGUAGGAAAAAUGUAACAAUAAAAUAAAGUCUGGUUUACAA